AAACUGUCAAAACCGCUGUCCGAGAUUGAAAGAACGGAAAGGAAAGACCCGGUUGGUUGAACUCGGAAUACACAAAUUUGGAAGUCGUGUUUAAAGUUUGAGGAAUAAUGUCUGCGAUAAUAUCGACGAACGAGUUUCAGGCAGUGGUGUUUGCAGCAGGAAAAGGCAGUCGAUUUCCAGAGAUACUCGAAGGGCGGCCAAAAUGCCUUCUUCCCAUCGGAUCCUAUCCCCUGAUUUGGUAUCCACUGAAGUUGCUGCAAAGACACGGAUUUCAAGACGUUAUUAUUAUUGUUCUCGAGCACGAAAAAUUCGAAAUCCAGCAAAAAAUAGAGAAGCAUCCUCUCAAGCUGAAAAUCGAAUACUUCAGUCUUUCUGGAGAUUCAGAUGUCGGUACAGCGGAUGCCCUACGCCAAAUAUCGGACAGGAUCAAAACUGACGUGGUACUUCUGUCGUGUGACACACUCGUCGAUUUCAGUCUGUAUCCGGCCCUGAAGCAAUUUCGCGAGCAAAAUGCUUCCCUUGUUGGGCUGCUCGUUCAAAGCGAAAUCAGCAACGUCGUCGUACCGGGUCCGAAAAUGAAAUAUAAAUCCGACCAGGAUCUGUUCGGGAUUUGUCCCGAGUCGAGCCGGUUGGUGUUCAUGGGCUCAGUGAGUGACUUUGAAAACGAUUUUCAAAUACCGGGUCAUUUGUUACGCCAAAACGGUGAAAUUGAUAUCCGCAGCGGAUUGCUGGAUGCCCAUGUGUAUAUCGUAAAGAAAUGGAUAGUAGAUUACCUUGAAUUAAAUGCAAAUUUUUCUACUUUAAAAGGAGAACUGCUGCCGUUUAUUGUUAAGAAGCAGUUGAGUUCAUUCUCACAUCCUCAAGGACUAUCAGAGAAACCAAUUUCUGAAAUAAAUGUAGACGUCAAAGGGAAGCAUAUACUAGAGUUCGCGCCCGAAAGCUCCCUUGACACGAAAAUUCAGGAUUCUUCCAUCUUUAACAAAGUAGCUUCUACACUAAAUGAUGUUAUUCGAUGCUAUGCGGUGGUCACGCCCCCAAAAUCGUUUGGAAUAAGAAUCAAUACGCUCCCAUCUUUUUGCUACGCCAAUCAACAGAUUUACAAUAUAUUUCCUGCUCUCACGGAACUUCCUGUCACUGCCCUGGUUGCUACCAAUUGUGUUGUGAAAUCGAAUCAGAUAGCAUCAACUGCUAUAGGGGAUCAAUCUGUUAUAUCGGAAAAGACGUCAAUUAAUGCCUCAACUAUUGGGGCGAACUGCGUUAUCAGCCCUAAGGUACGGUUAACCAACUGUACGCUAAUGGACCAUGUUAUUGUCGAGGAAAAUGUGACCCUUGAGAACUGCAUUGUUUGUGAGAAAUCGAUUAUAAAAUCAAAUUCAUUACUUCGAAAUAGUUUGAUCGGAUCCAAUUACACUGUGCCUGUCAAUACAAAAAAGGAUAAUGUCCACCUGUCGAACAGCGCUGGAUUCAUGGAGAUAUAAUUAUUGCAUUGCGGAUUCAAAUAGAAUAAACAGAACGAUUAAAGUUUUUAUUAACAA
This is a messenger RNA of Armigeres subalbatus, 1535 nucleotides long. It is a transcript of the gene eIF2Bgamma, whose product is annotated as translation initiation factor eIF-2B subunit gamma. The transcript has 7 exons. Gene Ontology annotation, cellular component: guanyl-nucleotide exchange factor complex; eukaryotic translation initiation factor 2B complex. Gene Ontology annotation, molecular function: translation initiation factor activity; guanyl-nucleotide exchange factor activity. Gene Ontology annotation, biological process: biosynthetic process; cytoplasmic translational initiation. NCBI's taxonomy places the organism in Eukaryota, Metazoa, Arthropoda, Insecta, Diptera, Culicidae. The record is from RefSeq and is a predicted model, not a curated record. Bases 108 to 1478 code for a protein of 456 amino acids.